AUUUUUUGUUGUGUGUGAUCCCCGAGGGGUGUAUCCUAGUCCCCCACUCCUUUAGGCCGAAGGCAAGUUCGGGCUGAAGGAGUUAUGAUGAGUUGAUGCGAACCCGAGGGGUGACAACGUUGAUGAGCCAGGUGCCUAUGGCUGCCAUCUCGAAGGCGCUAUGUUGGAAUUCAUUGGCUGAAGGCUGUAGUGAAUGAUAACCGGAGGCUAUAAUUCGAGGGCACUCCAGUGCUUGCGAAAUAGAGCCGUUGCAAUAUAGCCGUUGGAAGAGUAGUUGACGUGGCGUGUCCUCGUUGGUUGAAGGCGGGCGGUAGCCAUCCAUUGGCUGAACCGGCGGCCCGUAAUGAUGGCCUUUUUAAAUCGAGGCCCAGUUCUCGAGGCCGAAAGUCUAUAUAUACCCCAAGCCAAACUCAUUCCCUUGCGCGUUUUAGAAUUUGAGGCGAAGCUCUGUCAAAUUUUCUAGAGAGAGAAAGUCCCCUUUUCGAUCAAACCCCAGAAUUUUCCUCGAUCCAAGGUCAGUUCAUCCUUUGUUCUUGUUCCUUAACGUAUUUCUUGCUUCCAUUCCUUUAGAUCUAGUGUUUAGAGCUUCUAGGAGCCUUCGGCUAGAGUGCUUGAGUAGUAUUCUCCCUUAAUCCUUUCAAAACUUGCCGGGUGAGAUGUCUUCGCAAAGCGACUCACAAGAUAUCUCGAGGGAGCCGUCGGCACAGCAAGAAAAUUUAUCGGAUGCGGAGUCCUCUAGCGAGCAGUCCUCGGCGAAUAAUGACUCAGCUGUCGCCGAAGAGGUCCAAGAUAACCUUCGCACCGAGCUGGAGGCGGAGGAGUUCGAGCAGGUGAUCGAGGACGAAGAAAUGGCCCUCGCGCUGCAGGUAGCGGAGGAAGAGGAGGAGAAGGAGAGGCAAGAAGUCACAGUUGCUGUCCUCCCACUUCGUGGUGCCGGUGAAGCAAGCACCUCCCGGCCCCUAGAUCCGGAACCCCUCAGUGUCGCCGUGGGGAAGAAAAGGAAGAAGACGAAGGCACCACCGAAAGGCAAGCAAACCGCCGUUGACUGCGGGAAGCCUGUUGGAAUUCCCGAGGGGCAUUCAUGGCUGAAUACUGCCGCCCUCGCGCUGAGAUCGAAGGCUGAUCGGGCAGAAUGCUAUGUCACGCAGUUGCAUGUAGGCCCUUCGGCGACUGUAAUUGAACCGGGACCCGAUGAUCUCUUGUUGCGGGCUCCGGAGGGUUGUUUUGCGGUCCAUGUGCUGUCGGUUGCCAUGGGCCUCCGGUUCCCGCUACAUCCCUUUCUCCUCGAGUAUCUGAGGUAUGUGGGUUUAGCCCCCUGCCAGCUAACCCCAAACAGCCAUUCCUAUAUAACUGGCUUCCUGCAGCUGUGCCGAUCCCGAGGGGUAACUGCGACCCUCGAUCUUUUCUUUCAAAGUUUCAACCUGUGCCGGGGGGGGCAUACCAAUUCCGAGGGAUUCGCCAACCUGCAGCAACUCGCCCCCUUCAGGCUUUUCGAUGAUGUUCCUUCGUCCCACAAAGGAUGGAAGGAUCGCUUCUGCUACGUCAAGAUGGCAGAAAAUCCAUUUCCGGGGGAACUACGCAACCACUUCAGGCGGCACCCGAAGGUGGGAAACGCCGCACUCCAGAAGGAGGGGAAGAAGAUUGCGGCUUUGCUGCCGGGGGCCACGAAGCACGUGACAGUCAAGGACUCUACUCUCCCCGAAGACUUGCUGGCCCUAGGCUUCCGGCGGUACCGCUUCCUGGGCGAAAAGGACGAACAGUACCCUGUCCUCGAGAGAGCCUUCGGUGGCAUUGGAGGUAGUUACCGGAGGGUCUGGUUUAUUGCACUUAGGAUUUUUGUUGUUUCCUUAUUUCCUUUCUUUGGUAAUUGACCCCUUCGGUCUGAUUUUGCCGUUGUUUUGCAGGUGUUAGUAUGGACGUCUCCAACUUUGCCGCGCUGAAGAAGAAGCUGGCCAAGGAGCCGAAGAGGAAGAAGGAGACGGGGGUUCAGAAACCUGUCGAUGAGUUCUUCCGAAAGGGAGGGGAUGCUCAGGUCCCGGAGGGUGGGGGGCCCUCCCAAGCUGCUGAUACCGGUGCUGGUGCCGGGGGCUCCAAGGCGGAGCACAAGAGGAAAAACGCGGGGAAAGGCGUGGCUCCUCCGGAGAAGAAGAAGAAGGGGGGGCCCGAGAAGACGGACGCCCCCAUUGUUGUUGUCGAAGAGCACUCUUCCUCCUCCCCCUCGCAAAACGUCCUUCCUCCUCCCGGGGGCCAAGAUAGCAGCCUGGCCUGGCCCCGGGAUGAUGUGCAGUUCUCUAUCACCAAGGGAACUGCCAUCAUGCAUGGCACCCUCAACCCGAGGGAGUUCCUGAAGGGUGCCACUCCCCCGACCGACAAAUCGGUGCUUUCGAGGGCCAAAGAUGAUGCCCUCAGCGCAAAAGUGCUCCAGGCCUCCGUCACCGCUGCCCUCGGUCUCGGGGAGCUGCUCCAGAGGAUGGAGCAAUAUCAGGCGCAGAAGCGCCAGGCUGAUGAGGCCCUGGCGGAGUCCCGGCGGCAACUCCAGGAGGCCCAAGAGACCCUCCGGCUGGAGAAGAUGGCGUUCAAUUCCAUUCUCGAAAACAACAAAGUAAUCGCCAGGGCCGAGGGGAAGGCCGAUGCUGAGAGAGCCGCCGCCGAAGCCUCCAAGGCUGCCGCGGAGGAAGCUGAGGCCAAGAAGAAGGAGGCCGUCUCCCAGGCAGAGAAAGAUGCCGUCGAUGCCUUCGUCGCUGAUGGAUGGAAGGCGGAAGGCCGGAGGGCAUGGGUGGAGUCGGUGGUGGAGGCCUCGGUGGACGCGUGGGCGAAGGGUCCUGGGGCUUUGUGGCUAGCCCAGAAGGGCAAAGAUUAUUAUGAUGGUGGAGAGUUCUUUACUCAAAACCUCAUAUACAGGAGGCUAGCCAGGCAUUUCAAAAUCGAGCCGAAGGAAUUUGACCCGGCAGCUUACGGCCUUCCCCCUCUGCAGCCAGAUGUCAGGGUGCCCCUCCCCCCAGGUGAAGAGAGGCCGGAUCUUGAAGAUUCCGAGCUCAUGCAAGAGGCUGGUGGCGAGGAAGUCGAGGACGAUGCUGCUUCCAAGACGAAGGAGGAUGGAGCCGAGAAUGCCCCAGCUUGAAAUUCCCUCAAGCAUAAUUUUGUAAUAGCUUGUAGUCUUUGGCCUCGGUCCACUGUAUUUGUAAUUAAAACAUCUCUUCGAAUUUUGAAUAUUGGUUUUUGAUGAUGAAAGAUUUGCCUUCACGCCUUUAUACGAAUGCCUUACUUUGUCGCCUUCGUGCUUCUGUGAAUGAAUGUUUCCUUCGUUUUGAACUUGAAUGCAUGCCCCUGUUUCUCUUCGUGUUUGUGUAUGAAUGAAUGUAUGUUCUCCUUUCCCUUGCCUGGUUUCCCGAAGGCCAAGGGUUCGUGGACUUAGAAAAUUUUCUAAGUGAGACCAGACCAGGGCCCUUCGGCUGUAAAGUAGGAUUGCCGGGGGGUCGUUGCUUGUGUACUUAGAAGGUUUUCCAAGCAAAACUUAAUUAGAACCCUUCGGACGUUUUGUAGAAUCACCGGAGGCUGGUGAUUGUGGACUUAGAAAAAUUUCCUAAGUAAAACUCCAUCGUAUGUCUUCGGUGACGAGCCAUAGGGAUUGCUUCCGGGUUGUAGCAAUAGGACCGACCCCCUUCGGAUGAUCAUAGUAGUGAUGCCGAGGGAUAGAAUGAAAUGGAAGCUUUCAUUUAGUAGUGUAGUGAUGAGUCUGUAGGUGAAGAGUUGCCCUCCCGAAGGGUCCCCAUUUGUGGACUUAGUCAUUUUUCCACGAAGUUUCCAUAGAUACUGUGGUGAACCCGUCGAGUGUGAGGAUCGCCUGAGCCCCCGGUGUAUAUGGUUGCCGAUGGGUACGAGACCGGUGACAUUCUGCCUUCGGUACGAAUUCUCUGGUUCGUGUAGAUAAUAGAUUUAGCUUGCCUCAGAGCUUUGUGUAGCCUUCGGCGUGUCGCAUAGUCGACUUUGAUUCAACCGAGUUCUGAUCUAGAUGAAGCUUUGUUCUUCUUAGGCCUCCGGUGGAACUCUUGUACUCCAAGGCUUCAUGUAGUGAAGCUUUCGGCUAUGUAGCCAGAUGAUUCGAUGUUGAGAGAUUCUCUUGUGCAUUUGUAGCAGCCUUCGGCAAUGUAUAUCCGAAGUGUUGAGCCUCCGGGGAGAAUAUUAUCCGGGGAGUUCCUUCCCCCCUACACAUUUUUUUUUUUUUUUUUUU
Messenger RNA from Cuscuta epithymum, 4231 nucleotides. Lineage: Eukaryota; Viridiplantae; Streptophyta; Magnoliopsida; Solanales; Convolvulaceae. The record is from the annotation of a GenBank genome assembly.